AUGGAAGGCAAAAAACGCCCUCCCUCAUCCUUGGAAGAUACCCAAAGUAAUCGAAAACGAUGUCGAAUUAGCACUACGACGAAGGAGGACGCGGUGGCGCAUGGCUUUGUAGAUGACAUGGUGUUCGAGAUAUUAACAUGGGUUGCAGCUAAGUCUCUAAUGCGAUUCAAAUGUGUUUCUAAAGCUUGGAAUAGUUUGAUACUACAUGAUUUCAACUUUGUCAAGUUGCACAUUGCUCGUUCUAGAGACCGUCCUCUAGCCACCCGCCUUUUAUAUGAAAUAGGUUUAAAAACACCUCAUAUUCCCCAACACUACUUGAACGCUACAAGAAGGGUUACUUAUAACCAAUCACCACUUGAACUAUUCCCUUUACAACUUGUGGGUUCUCGUAAUUAUUUUGAUUAUGGAAAGAUUUUUAUUUGCUCAAAUCAUUGCAAUGGCCUUGUCUGUCUGUAUAACGGUAAAGACAGUCAAGGUUUCUUGUAUAACAUCACAACAGGGGAAAUAAAAGCUUUGCCAUUCUCAUUGGGAUAUACACGAACAUGGGAUCGUCCAGAAUUGUAUCUAGGCUAUGAUCCGGCCACAGAAAGAUACAAAUUGCUUCGCGAUCGUAUUUAUUACAAGAAAAGGCCAUGUAUAAAGAUUCUAACUCUAGGAACUAAUAAUUCAUGGAGAAGAAUAUGUGAAAAUAGCCCUGGUAAACUUAACAAUUUGAGUUCUGGUCGUACCUUCGUCAAUGGGGUACUUUAUUGGGCUAAUCCUAAGUUUAAUUCUAUCACCUAUUUCAACUUAACAGAGGAGAAGUUUGGAACUCUUUCACCUCCAGAAAGAAGUCGAGUAAGCGAAAUUCAAAGUGCAUUGUGGGGAAAGUUGAUUGUGUACCCGCGUGACCAACCUGAAAACUGCAAUUUGGUGGUAUACGACGAGGUAAACAAGGUUUUUACAAAAUUUGAUUCCGAUCCGGAUUUGAUGAAGGAGAAAUUUGUAGUUCUUGAAGCAGAAAACAUUGAAAAAAGAAGAGAGAAUGAAAAAUAUAUUCUUGCAACAUCAAGCCUGACCUCAACAUAUUUGGUGUUCGCCUAUCAUUUUUGGCCAAGAUAUGUUAGCAGGUUUGAUGAAAACAUUAUUCCAUUAUCAUUUAUUAUUGACGUUUAG
Molecule: messenger RNA, 1155 nt
Organism: Solanum stenotomum
Lineage: Eukaryota; Viridiplantae; Streptophyta; Magnoliopsida; Solanales; Solanaceae
Product: putative F-box protein At1g32420
Exons: 1
Coding region: 1-1155 (384 amino acids)
Molecular function (GO): protein binding
Source: RefSeq, a predicted model, not a curated record